Zophobas morio is the source of this 6151-nucleotide messenger RNA. Its product is annotated as protein lap4-like. The record is from RefSeq and is a predicted model, not a curated record. Gene Ontology annotation, cellular component: postsynaptic membrane; basolateral plasma membrane; adherens junction. Gene Ontology annotation, molecular function: protein binding. Bases 157 to 5838 code for a protein of 1893 amino acids. NCBI's taxonomy places the organism in Eukaryota, Metazoa, Arthropoda, Insecta, Coleoptera, Tenebrionidae. The transcript is spliced from 20 exons. Gene Ontology annotation, biological process: neurotransmitter receptor transport postsynaptic membrane to endosome; establishment or maintenance of epithelial cell apical/basal polarity; embryo development.
GAGUGGCAUUUCUUUUAUCUAUGGUGGCACUGUUGCGAGUGGUCAUGAAACAUCCAAGACGUUUUUUAAAAGUUAAUGUUUUAAUUUAAAGUCUGUUAAAAGUGUGAAGUGUAUGGUCAUUUUAACAGUAUGUGUAGGAUUAGUGUUUAGUCGAAAAUGUUCCGUUGUAUACCGAUCUUCAAAGGUUGCAACAGACAAGUGGAGUUUGUUGACAAGAGGCACUGUUCCUUACCCAACGUUCCAGAGGAUAUUUUACGUUACUCGCGGAGUUUAGAGGAGCUUCUUCUAGAUGCUAACCAUAUCCGGGAUCUUCCAAAGAAUUUCUUCCGUCUGCACCGUCUCAGGAAACUUGGUUUAAGCGACAAUGAAAUUAAUCGGCUACCACCCGACAUACAGAAUUUCGAGAAUUUGGUGGAGUUGGACGUCUCCCGGAAUGAUAUUCCAGACAUUCCGGAGAGCAUUGGGGCGCUGCGCGCCCUCCAAGUCGCCGACUUCAGCUCCAACCCCAUCCCGCGACUCCCCCCGGCGUUCAGCCAGCUCAAGUCUCUGACGGUCCUUGGUUUGAAUGACAUGUCUUUAACGUCCCUCCCGGCCGAUUUUGGCAUGCUCACUGCAUUAACCUCUUUAGAAUUAAGAGAAAAUUUGCUCAAAGAGCUGCCAACGUCGCUGUCGCUCCUCACUCGCCUCGAGAGGCUAGAUUUAGGGGACAACGAAAUCGAGGAACUGCCGCCGCACAUCGGGCAGCUGCCGGCGCUGCAAGAGCUCUGGCUCGACCACAACCAGCUGCAGAACCUCCCGUCCGAAAUUGGGCAGCUGCGCAACCUGACGUGUCUCGACUUGUCGGAAAACCGUUUGGAGAACCUCCCCGACGACGUCGCCGGCUUGGAAAGUCUGACCGACUUGCAUUUAUCGCAGAACGUCCUCGAGACCCUGCCCGACGGCAUCGGGAAGCUCGAGAAACUCACAAUUUUAAAAGUGGACCAAAAUAGAUUGACUUCUUUAAAUUCUAACAUAGGUUAUUGUUACAAUCUGCAGGAAUUAAUACUUACGGAGAAUUUUUUAAGUGAGAUGCCUAAAGAAAUAGGCAAAUUAGUUAAAUUAACGAAUUUAAACGUCGAUCGCAAUAGUUUGACGGCAAUACCGGAACAACUAGGCAAUCUACAUGAACUCGGUGUACUUAGUUUGCGUGAUAAUAGACUGACGUCAAUUCCGGACUCUUUAGGGAGUUGUAAACGUUUGCACGUUUUGGAUGUAUCAGGGAAUCGACUGCCUCAUUUACCUUAUAGUUUGUUACAACUCGACCUUAAAGCAGUGUGGCUUAGUGAGAAUCAAGCGCAGCCUUUGCUCACGUUCCAGACCGACACGGACGACGCAGGGAAAAUGGUGCUCACGUGUUUCCUACUGCCUCAGCAGGAGUAUCAACCGACUAUAACUUCUGAUGGGCGUUUGUUCCGUUGUGACGUCACGUCAACUCUAUCUAACGGUGCCGUAGCUGCUACAGACGACGCCGCCAGCGACGAGGACUGGGAAGAGAAGGAGGCGAGCAGGACCCACUCCGUCAAGUUCUCCGAUCCCCAAGACCAGGACAACAAAGAGACGCCGUUCGUGCGACAGAACACUCCGCACCCGAAGGAGCUCAAGGCCAAAGCACACAAGCUGUUCAGCAAGGGGCAGAAUUCGCUCGAGGACAGCGAUCUGCAGUCGGAGUCGCUGGUGGAGGCGGUGAAUCCGGUGAUACAGCGGCCGCAGACCGAGCCGCCGCCGCCGCCGAUCCCGGUACAGGUCAUUCCGGAAGUGGCGGAGGAGGUGAUGGGGAACGGGGCGGAGGAGAAUAGCGAGCCGAGCGCGGAAGAUGAGACGAUAGAUGAAUUGGUCCCUAAGCGUGUGGGAUUCACCGGUAGUAUUCCUGCCGCCGAAGAUGUUGAUCCAGUAGCACGACCGAGUCGCUUACAUCGUCGCGACACGCCGCACCAUCUUAAGAACAAACGCAUCACAGCAACAGUAGACAAAGAUAAGGUCGCUUCCAUCAUUGCACAGGCCCUCAAACGUCGCGAGGACGACAUCGACAGAAUGAGCGGCUCGACACCUCCGGAGUCCGAGCGGAGCGCCAGCAGUCAAGCAGGCGAGUCCGACGCAGCCGUCGAGCUCCGCGAAGAGAAGCACGAGAUUCACAUAGAGCGUAGCCACACGGGCCUCGGCCUGUCCAUCGCGGGGGGCCGCGGCUCGACCCCCUUCAAAGGAGACGACGAGGGCAUCUUCAUAUCGCGCGUGACCGAGAGCGGGCCGGCGGACCUCGCCGGCCUCCGCGUCGGCGACAAGGUGGUGAGCGUGAACGGCGUGUCGGUGGUCGACGUGAGCCACUACGACGCCGUCGAGGUCCUGAAGCAGUCGGGCCCCAGCCUCGUGCUCGAGGUGUCGCGCGAAGUCACCAAGUUCGUGGCGGCGCGGCCGAAGCCGCUCGAGCCGCCGCCGCCGCCGCCGCCCGAGGAAGCGCCGUCGAGGGCGCAGCUCCACACCACGCUGAUCCGCGACUCGCGCGGCUUGGGCUUCAGCAUCGCCGGCGGCAAGGGCUCGCAGCCCUUCAAGGCCGACUCGGACGCCGUCUACGUGUCGCGGAUCACGGAGGGCGGCGUCGCGCACAAGGACGGCAAACUGUGCGUGGGGGACAGGGUUGUGUCGAUCAACGGAGUGGAUUUGACGGGGGCGACGCACGACCAGGCCGUCGGUAUGCUGACGGGGCUGGAGAGGUUCGUCAGGCUGACGGUGGAGAGGGACGUGCCGGCGAGGAGCGGCGAGCCGGAGCCGUCGCCGGGGCCGCAGCAGUCGCCGAAGGUGUUCGGCCUGCCCAAACCGUAUACAGGGCUGUACUCGGCGAAUAGUUACAUGGCGAACAGGCCGGGAUACACGGGCUACAGGAGGUCGCUGGAGGCCGACAAGAAGACGUACACUGAGUCGCCUUCCGAGUCGCCCCGAGAGUUGCCGAAGACAAACGGCAUCGUCUCCCCGAAAACGAGCGAAGUGCCAAAACCGGCGCCUCGGCGCAUAUCGAACUCGACGCCCCCCAACGAGACGGGUCCCGUUCCAGGCCAGUCGCCGCCGCCCCCUAAAACUGCCGCCCCCAAUCACAAUAAAGCGACGCCGACGACGUCUCUCGACGGAGACGACGCACAGGUACUGCCGAAGCCAAUCACGAACGAGGAUUUCCAAGCCAUGAUCCCAGCCCAUUUCCUCAAAGCUUCCAAAACAAAUCAAUCACAAAACAAUCCCGACUCAGUAAAUGCCGUUACCGUUACGAUUAAGAAGCCAGAUCCGAUCGAAUUGCCGCCCGCCCCCACGGGGCCAGGCCGUGUCACUGAGACCAUCACCAAGAGUACCUUCACAGAGACUGUGGUUACUCGCAUCACCGAUAAUCAGCUGAUUGUGCCCGUUAUUAUCGAGGACGUCACUCUGAGCAAAGCCCAGGGCUCGCUGGGCUUCAGUAUCAUCGGCGGCACCGAUCAUUCCAGUAUUCCGUUCGGUGUAAAAGAGCCGGGAAUUUUCAUAUCUCACAUGGUACCCGGUGGGACUGCAGCGAGUUGCGGUAAACUUCGGGUGGGCGAUAGAAUAUUGAAAGUUAAUGGGACUGACGUCACGCAAGCAACACACCAAGAAGCCGUUAUGGAGUUGCUCAGACCGGGCGAAAAAAUCACGCUUACAGUACGCCACGACCCAUUACCGGAGGGAUAUCAGGAACUAGUGAUUGAAAAGGGUGAAAACGAGAAACUAGGUAUGCACAUAAAGGGCGGUUUGCAAGGGCAGCGCGGCAACCCGUUGGACAAAUCCGACGAAGGCGUCUUCGUCUCGAAAAUAAACUCUGUGGGGGCGGCGCGCCGCGACGGCCGCCUCCGCGCCGGAAUGCGACUACUAGAAGUCAACGGAAAGUCGCUGCUGGGCGCUACCCACCAAGAGGCCGUGAACACGCUAAGGGCCUGCGGAGACGUCAUCCACUUGGUGGUGUGCAAGGGCUACGACCGCGCCGACGUGGACAAGGCCAUCGCCGAGGGCCGACUGACCAGAGGCGGAUCGGUCAGCAGCCGGUCACAAAGCGUCAGUUCUUUGGAUGUUCCUGACGAGGAUAUCCAACAGGAGCAGAAUAUGAAGUCGGAGCUCGUCCAGUUCGAGAAAGAGGAAGCUGAAAAGCGCCUCAAACUCCCCGAUAAUUCCGACGACGACUUGAAUUUGGUGGAAGCUAAAGCGACAACUCCGGCCGAUAAAGUCCUAGACGUUGUCAGGGCGGUGGAGACUUUGGCGAACAGUCCGGCUGAAAACUCGGUGGCGCCCAAAUCGCCCGGAGGGACGAACUCCGAGCUGAAAACCACCACGAUAGUGAUGAGCAAGCACACGUUGGCGCCGCAGGCCACCACAGCCGCCAAAUCGUCGACGUUGCCAAAGACAAACAAACCGCGAACCGACCCCCGCCCCGCCCAUCCCGUUCCCAACUCCGCCCCCACCCCGCCUUCCACGCCCACGCUGGGAAACUCCCGCUUCUUCCCGCCGGUGAGUGACACUCUAGAGGAGGUGUCGCACAGCAUCGAGAACCUGGUCAUACCGCCCCCGGUGGGCUACUCGGAGACGGACUCGCACGCGGUGGACGAGUUUGACUUCGACGACGAGGUGGAAGUGCCGCCGAUGCUGCCCACCACGCCCAAACCUUCGCUCGAAUUAAUCAAACAAAACAAUUCGCAGUCGCUCGAGUUUCUACUGAGCGACUUCCAACCCGUGCCGGCACCCAGACCCCACUCUUUAAUCCUGACCAAUAAGCACGUGCGGUUUUCAGAUAGUGAGCAGCUGAUUGGGUGGAGUCAGCCCCCACAAUCUCCGAAAAGUGGGGCCCCGAAAUCGUCAGUCAGCGACCGAAAGAAGUUCUUCGAAACGGCGAUGGAGGAAAGCCAAAAAACCCCAAAACCAGAAAAAGUGUUCAGUUAUCUCAGCACCGACGAACUCGAAAAACUCAAAGCCGAAGAAGAACGAAAAAUCGCGAACCUUUCGGCCGCCGACAUCAACAUGUUGCACCCUCAGGACCACUCAGACACCGAAUCCGUCGACUCGCAACUCACCGGUUCCUUCAGCCACGGCAUAGGCGUGGUCCGAACCGCCAAGGCCGAGCGCCGCCUCAAGGACAAGCUGCGCGAGGAAGGACUCCUCACCGACGAGGACGACAUGCCGCUGUCGCCGGCCGAGGAAAGGGCCAUAAGGGCCGAGAAACGGGCGGCGUGGCGCGCCGCUCGCCUCAAGUCGCUCGAACAGGACGCCAUCCAAGCCCAGAUGGUGAUCAAGUCCAUGACGGACAUGGUGGGGACGGGCGAUCCCACGCCCACCAUCAUCGAAACGCCCAAAGAGGAGGGCUACGGUACUAACAGCAUUGCAUGUGUUCAGCUGAGGCCCUCUAGUGCCGAUUUCCCCAAGUUGGCUGUGCGCAGUAAACCGGGAAAUACGACCGUCAGGGAAAGCGAGAAGGUGCUAGGAGAGACGAUAACCCAACGUACUGAAGAAUAUAUCGAUGACGUAACGGGAGAGAAACGCGUCAGGACUGUUGAAUAUGUAGAGAAGCUGAUUGAAAGAGAGGUAGAGACUCUUCAAGAAAAAAUCAUAUCCUUAGAAUUAACCAAGCCCGAGGACCUCAUUCCGGACUCACCAAUCAACGGCAGCAUCGCCUCUAAAGACGACCAAUCCGAAGAGAAAUCCGCUUCCGAACCUCCCACUCCUACAACAGGAGAUGAGAAGCCGUUCGACGAAGACGUCGCUUCAGGAAAUAACAAAAAGAAAAAACGGAAACGUUCGAAAAAAGGCAAACAUUAGCGAGUUUUGUUACUAGUGACAUCACAUGUUUCUACAGGGUGGAUGGGUUUUUUAUAUUUUAUAAUAGUAAGAUUAUAAAUUAUUGUUAUCACUGUACAAAGUAUUUAAUUUUAACUAUUUGUUUAGUAUUACGUGUAAUCAUUUCCAGAGCUUAAGUUAACACAAAUAUUUUAUUUCUUGUGGUGGUUAUCUCAAGUAUUUUAUACCGAAUCGGGUGGCCCGAGACUCACCCGACUAUGUAUGUACUAAUGUGCUUUGGAAUGGAUUUUAAAUUUUAAUAACGAUAAAAGUUUUAAUAAAAACAUUAAAAUAG